Haplochromis burtoni (Burton's mouthbrooder) is the source of this 4606-nucleotide messenger RNA. Its product is annotated as BMP/retinoic acid-inducible neural-specific protein 3. The transcript has 7 exons. Gene Ontology annotation, biological process: positive regulation of neuron differentiation; negative regulation of mitotic cell cycle. The record is from RefSeq and is a predicted model, not a curated record. Lineage: Eukaryota; Metazoa; Chordata; Actinopteri; Cichliformes; Cichlidae. Bases 792 to 3176 code for a protein of 794 amino acids.
AUCAUGAUGCACUUGCUCGCCCUCUUGCUAUCUCUCUUGGAAAAAAAAUAGGGAAGAAAAGGUCUCUUUGUUGAAGCAGGCACUCAUUCAUCCACCAGCUCACACACAGCAAAGAGGAGAUAUAAGCGCCUACAGCGUCUGUCAAGAUUUGUUUUUUUCUUUUAAAUCUUUUUAAACAGACAAUUUAGCGAUCAAACAGAGCUACAGGGUGUCCCACUCACUCUGUUUAAAUCUGCCCCCCCUGUUCAACCUCUGGAACUAUCUGUGACCGCACGGACGUCCUCGCAAUGAACUCCGCCGUCUCACCGCCUCCGCCGCUUCAACUUCUCACCGAGGAGUGGAUGGAUGCGCGGAUGCUGGAGCAACGUCUUCCGAAAUAAAAUUAAAAAAAAGAAAAGAAAAGAGAGAGAAAAAGUUGGGCGGGAGCAGAAAAAUACCCAAGUUGGAGUAGCUCUCUGUGAAGAGAGGACACAUUACGAAUUCAUUCAUUGUGUCGGAUCGCUGAUUCGGAGAGCUUUUAUUCUUGGCUGUGGCGAGAUCGCAGGAGUUCAUCUUCGGGCGCAUCCUUUUGGUUCUUAUUGCAAAUCAGGUGAGUGUGUCUUCGGCAGAAGGAGGAGGAGAAGGAAAAACGUUUAAUUGCUAUUAUUUCUUGUUCAUUAACUCUGAGGUAUCACUGCUUUGAAAUAAUUUUUCCGACAAACCUCCAGAUCAGCGUGACGCGCUACUUUUCAGCCCUGAUUAUCUGUCCUCUCCUCUCAGUCUGGAGAGAAUGAGGUGUCGCUGGGUGAAGCAUGAGCUGUCAGAGAAUCAGUCAUAAGCGGCUGUCUCUGCUAUGGGAGGGGGCAGCUCUCAGCCUCUGGCUCUGCUGGUGCUGUUGCUGGACCUCCAGGGCCGCCACCGCCACUGGAGCCGCAGCCGCCGGACGAGGCGACGGCUCCCCCGGCUCCCUGGGCUGGCUGCUGUCGGAUAAGGGCCCCUUCCAGCAGUCCCUGGAGUACACAGAGGCUGCGGAGAGGUACCAGCAGGGCUUCAGCACCAGAUACAAGAUCUAUAGGGAAUUUGGUCGAUGGAAGGUGAACAGCCUGGCUGUGGAGAAGCUGGAGAAUUUUGGUGGCGGCAGGGGUUUGGCUUUGCCCCUCGACCCUGACUUUGUGCACGCCAUCCGGCAGUUGGGGAGGAGACCAACCCUUCAGAUGAUUACAGAGAGUCUAAUCAAGAAAUACGGCACCCACUUUCUCCUCUCCGCCACUCUGGGAGGGGAGGAGUCUUUGACAAUAUUUGUGGACAAAAGGAAGCUCAGCCAGGAGUCUUCGCCCUCAGGGGGCGAGGGCAGCCGGGGCAGCAACAGGAACUCAAAUACUACAGGGACCGUGACCCUGGAAACUCUCCACCAGCUGGCUGCUUCCUACUUCACAGACAGAGAGAGCACCCUGCGGAGGCUACACCACCUCCAAAUCGCAUCCACUGCCAUACGGGUGACUGAAACAAGAACCGGGCCGCUCGGAUGCAGCAACUAUGACAAUCUGGACACAGUCAGCUCCGUGUUGGUUCACAGUCCUGAAAACAAGAUUCAGCUGCAGGGGCUGCAGGUCAUCCUUCCAGGCUAUUUGCUGAGCCGCUUCAUUCAGGCAGCUCUCAACUACGUUGGCUGCAAAUCUGAGGGCCAGUUUGUUUGCAAGAACAGUGACUGCUGGUGUGACUGCAGCGUGGACUUCCCACAGUGUAACUGUCCUCGCUCUGACCUGGCCACUCUGGAAAACAACCUGCUGCGCAUCAGAGACGCCUGGAGGCUGACCUACAAGGAGUUUGAGGAAUCUGAGGAGUUCCAAAGCUUCGUUGGGAACCUGCCAACCCAUUUCGCUGUAAACACAUCUGUCGUGGAGCACUUGUGGAGGAUGGAUGCCAACCUCCUACAGCGAUACAGGCAGCUGGAGACCAGUAGCAACCAGCUUCUCACCAGAGCGCGCCGCACCGCUAACAAGCUCUUCAGCCUUAGCAAGAGGUGCCGAAAACAACCCAAAAUGAUCCAGCAGAGGCCCAGGCCUCUGCAGUUCUGGCUGAGCUACGCUCUCUCUGUCUUGUACUGCAGCGAGAACAAUCAGGUUGGUGUUUACAGCGAUGAGAGCCGCAGCUGCUCCUGCCCCUACAACCAUCCACCUUGCCAGGGUCUGAUCCCCUGCUCGGUGGGUGACGGUCCCCGCUGUGCCUCAUGUUCCACAGAGAACCGAACUCGAUGUUCCAGCUGUAACCCCGGCUUCACGCUGACCCAGGGAGUAUGCCGGUCAGCCGUGCCUGACCCCACCGACCCCUAUCUGGGUUUGGAGAGCGACAGAGAUCUGCAGGAUUUGGAGCUGCGCUACCUGCUCCAGCGGCGUGACCCGCGCAUCGCCCUGCAUGCUGUGUUUGUGAGCAACGACGUGCGUGUAAACACUUGGUUUGAUCCCUCGUGGAGGAAAAGAAUGCUGCUCACGCUCAAGAGCAACCGGGUCAAGUCCAACCGUGUUCAUAUGCUCCUCGGACUCACGCUACAAUUUUGCCUCACCAGAAACAGCACUUUUGAGCCAGCACUGUCGCUGUUUGUGAAUCCCUUUGGGGGCAGCCAUUCGGAGAGUUGGACCAUGCCGAUAGGUCAGCACGGAUACCCCGACUGGGAGCGGACCAAGCUGGAUAUCCCCUUGGACUGCUAUAAUUGGACGUUGACUCUGGGAAACAGAUGGAAGAGCUUUUUUGAGACAGUUCAUUUCUACCUGAGGAGUAAUAUCAGGGACCCUGUGGGAGUGACAGGAGGAAACAGGAACAUGACACUGUACUAUGAGUCUCUGGAGGAAGUGGAGCUUUCCAAUAACAUCGGCUACAUGAAGGUGAACAGCAUGCAGCUGUUCGGUUACAGCGUGCACUUUGACCCCGAGGCGAUCCAGGACUUGAUUCUGCAGAUAGACUACCCGUACACUCAGGGAUCGCAGGACUCGGCCCUGCUGCAGCUGGUGGAGCUGCGCUACAGGGUCAACCGCCUCUCGCCUCCGGGGGCCCCUCACGUGGAUCUGUUCGCCUGCCUGCUCCGCCACAGACUCAAACUGUCCAGUGCCGAUGUGACCAGGAUACUCACUGCCCUGCAAACUUUCAGUGCCAGACAACCAAACUAUAUGGAGUACGAGGCAAAUAAACUGUGUAGUUAGGCGCCUCCAUUUGAUGUUUUGUACUAUUUCCUUGCCACAAAACAGGCCUGUAUCCAUUGUCAGCUGGAUUGGUUUACAUCAAGUGUGUGGUUUGUUGUCCAAGACUGUGCUGUACAUACACAAUGUGCAAUUAAAAUAAGUGUUUUUACCAAGAUUUUGGUGUAGUUUUAUGGAUUUAAAGCACCUGAAAAUUGCUUAAGAAAGGAGAAAAUCAACAAUACAGUCUUAAUUAUUUAGCACUGAUAGUUUGACAGUCAAAUACUGUGCUAUCAAAACAUUUACAUUUGAGUCUCCUUUUGCACAAAAUCAGAAAUGUCCUCACAGUCUUCCUAGCUUGUUUUAUAGUUUUCAGCUCAAUCCCACUGGAGAGUGUGCGCUGUGUUGUUUUUGCCCAUCUGGAGCCUCAGAACACAAGGUCUCCAUUCAGGGAACAGCGUUAGCGCAGAUUACUAAGUAUAUAGUGAAAGAAGGGGGAGGCUGGCAGUAGCCUUCCUCUGUUUCUCUGCUGUCCCCAUAUGCCAUUCACAGUUACUGUGAUAGAUGAGCCAGGGUGCCGCAGAGACAUGCCCAGCAUCAAACAACAGUAAGCAAAGUGUCAGUGACAAGGAUAGUACUCUCACCCUGCGCCAGAGCAAGUUGGACCCUCACAAGUGUGACUCUGGCCAAAAGGGAAAUCAGCUUUAAUCCCCCCGAGGGCUGUCGAGAGUGGAGCCGCAGGCUAGCAGCAUGGAGCAGCUUUGAUUAGACGAGCUUCUAAAGAGCUUGUAGCAAAGACGCAGCUUCAUCAGGAUUCACCAGACACGUUGCUCCCAAGAUUAAAGCCAGACACAAUUUGCUCCGAUGCUGUCAUUCAGAAUGAAUGUGAACGAGGUACCUGAUGCAGUUUUGAUUGUGAGAUGAGGUGCUGAGCAUACUACAGCUAUCACCGCCCUACUGUCAUUCACAUUAUGAUGUAUCAUGCUGCAAUUUUGUGGGAAAUAAGCUUGUGUUUUUUUGUUUGUUUUUUUUGGUUGGUGGUUUUUCUUUUUCACUUUAUGUGGCAAAGCUUAAAAAUGUGCUCAAGGCGCUGGUUUCAUUAUUAGCUGUUGUUUUUUUGUUGUUGUUGUUUUUUGCAUCCUCCAUAGGGUUUCUUUGAGCUUAAACAUUGAUUUUGCAAUGUUAUUGGUCAAUUUUUAGACACAGCUUUAUUGUCUCCAGGCUGCCAUUCUGUUACUGAGCGAUCAGGCAUCACAGGCUCUGGUAUUGGCUACUUUGUGUUCAUAUUCAGCCUUUGAAAACGACCCUUUUACAACUCAGCCUUUUUCUUUGGGCUCUUGUUUUAGAGUUUAAAAGCUGUUUAUGGUCUGGAGUUUGUUGUAGCAGUAAUUUAAUAUGCCAAAGAUGCACUGUGUGUUUUACCUGCCUGCAGGGAAAAGUGUGUGUGUGUGUGU